This is a messenger RNA of Salvia miltiorrhiza (redroot sage), 2069 nucleotides long. Its product is annotated as pentatricopeptide repeat-containing protein At5g48910-like. Lineage: Eukaryota; Viridiplantae; Streptophyta; Magnoliopsida; Lamiales; Lamiaceae. Gene Ontology annotation, biological process: RNA modification. The transcript is spliced from 2 exons. The coding region runs from base 362 to 1981 and encodes 539 amino acids. Gene Ontology annotation, molecular function: RNA binding; protein binding. The record is from RefSeq and is a predicted model, not a curated record.
CUGCGAACAUUUGUUCAGGGCCCCAAAUUAAUACAUGUAGCUAAAUACCCAAACUCUAGACGGGAAGCAUUAUUUAAUACUCCGCCUCCGCGGCUCCGCCACAGUGCUGCCUGACUUCGGCCGUCACCGCCGCCGCCGCCAUCACGAUUAAGGUUGAUGUAGAUGGAGUAAUGGAGCAAAUCACGACAACAAUCUUGAAAGAAACAAGAGUUGAUAAUGAAGAGCAAGAUCAUAAAUCCUGUUAGACCUGUGAGAAACUUUAGAAUCCCUCUUAAGAUAAAACUGUAGCAGAAUUGCUUCUGACCUUAUUUCCAAAUAGUUAAGUUGUCCCUCCAUCCAGUAUGGUUAAACACACUUUCAAAUGAUUGAAAAAGGAAUUAAGUUUAGACUCCCAACAGACACAAAAUUCCUCACUCAACAAUGCAAAGUUCUGAAUCAGCUCAAAAUAUUCCAUGCCAACCUUGUGAAACUCCCCUUCUCAGCCGACACGGCCUCUUUUACUUCUCUCCUAUCAGAUGCUGCAACCUCCUCUAACCUUACCUUGUUCUCAUAUGCUUGUGUUAUCUUCCAAAACCUUCGGUCACGUACUACCUUUCAGUACAAUACUAUAAUUAGAGGAUAUGUGCAAUCCAAGCAACCUGUUAAGGCCAUCUUGUGCUACAAAGAUAUGAUGAAAGAUGGACUUAUUAAAAAUAACUACACUUUUACACCUCUAGUCAAAGCUUGUUCCAUGGUUUCACAGGAGUCUAGUCGUAUAGGUCUGUCAGUACAUGCUAAUGUUUUUAAAAUGGGAUUUGGUUCUGACCUAUUUAUUGCAAGCGCUUUGAUUGAGUUCUAUGCAUUAAAUCUUGACAUGGGGACAGCAGAAGAGCUGUUUGGCGAAAUUCCGGUGAGAGAUGUGGUGCUAUGGACUGCAAUGAUUGAUGGUUAUGGUAAAACGGGAGACAUCAAGAAAGCAAGAGCAUUGUUUGAUAAGAUGCCAGAGAGGAACGUGAUCUCCUGGAGUGCAAUAAUUGCAGCAUAUUCACGAAAAAGUGAUUUCAGAGAAGUGUUAUGCUUGUAUAAAAGAAUGGAAGGUUCGGGUUUGAAGCCUAAUGAGUCGGUUCUUGUGAGUGCACUUACUGCAUGUGCUCAUCUCGGUGCAUUAGCGCAGGGCUUAUGGAUACAUUCAUAUGCUAAGAAAUGCAGGUAUAUCUCCAAUCCUAUUCUAGCUACCGCAUUGGUUGACAUGUACUCAAAAUGUGGUUGUGUGAAACUAGCUUUAACAGUUUUUGAAGAGAUUACGGACAAGGAUUGCCGAGCCUGGAAUUCUAUCAUAUCUGGAGUGGCACUACAUGGGGACGCGAUGAAAUCACUUGAACUAUUUAAUGACAUGGUUCUGAGUGGGACCCGACCAACUGAUGCUACAUUUGUUGCUGUCCUCACUGCUUGUACUCAUGCUAGGAUGGUCCAAGAGGGCCUUUCUCUGUUUGAGAGUAUGAGUAGCGUCUACAAGGUUGAGCCUAAAAUCGAGCACUAUGCCUGUGUCGUAGACCUCUUGGCCAGAUCGGGUGGGAUAGAGAAAGCCGAGAAAUUUAUUGAAGAUAACAUCCAUGGAAUUGGCGAGGGGGAUGCCAAUGUAUGGGGAGCUCUGCUGGGGGCAUGUAGGAUUCAUGGGAAGGUCGAUAUUGGGAAUAGACUGUGGAGAAAGCUAGCUGAUAAGGGAGUUGCUGAUCACGGGAUUCACGUGCUGGCUUAUAAUAUGUACCGGGAAGCUGGUUGGGAACGUGAAGCAAAGAGCGUUAGGAGACAGAUUGAGACGAAACGAAUGAGGAAAAAACCGGGCUGCAGCGCCGUAGAAGUUGAUGGAAUUGUGAGAGAGUUUGUUGCUGGUGAUGUGUUGCAUCCUCAGGCAGGCGAAAUUUGUAAGAUUCUUGAUCUUUUACUGUGUCAUGUAUCGGAUCCUAUAACGUUGUAUGAGUAUGAUGACAGCACUAGGUGAUGAUAAAGUCCAGUUUCUCUAUAUGAUUGUCAAAACAUUUCAUUUUUUCCUAGAAAAGAAAAUAAAAUGUCAAGAUUGAAUUGCGUUA